UUAAAAAGAGCAGGCGGCGGCAAAACGGUGCGUCUCCUGAAGUCCAACAGUAAUCCACACCGUCCAUAUCUCACGAAGAGACGUAGAGUGUGAGUGUACAGUCAGCAUGGCAGAAGCGCAUCAGGCUGUGGCCUUCCAGUUCACCGUCACUCCUGAUGGCAUCGACCUGCACCUGUGUCACGAGGCCCUGCGCCAGAUCUACCUGUCUGGCAUCCACUCCUGGAAGAAGAGGUUCAUCAGGUUCAAGAAUGGUGUCAUGACUGGAGUCUAUCCAGGAAGUCCCUCGGGGCUCCUGGUUGUUUUGGUGGGUUACAUGUCCACCACCAAAUAUGCCAAAAUAGACCCAUCUCUUGGGAUGUUCACUAAACUGUCAAAACACCUACCAAUCAGUAAGUACGUAACAGAAGAAGGGCAGCGUGUUGUUGGUGGUGUGCUGAUUGGGACCGGAUUGUGGAUUGCUGUGACUUUCGUAAUGAGAAAUGUCCUCAAGUACUUGCUGUCCUGGCACGGCUGGAUGUUCAAUCGCCAUGGAUCUUUGAACUUAAAAACAAAAAUUUGGUUGGUGUUAGUGAAGUUAUUUUCGGGGCCAAAGCCAAUGCUGUACAGCUUCCAGAGUUCACUACCACGGUUACCAGUGCCUCCUGUAAAAGACACAGUUAGAAGAUAUCUUGAGUCAGCUCGUCCUCUGAUGGAUGAUGAACAGUACAAACGUAUGGAGGGGUUGGCAAAGGACUUUGAGAAGAACUUGGGCCCCAGACUGCAAUGGUACUUGAAGCUCAAAUCCUGGUGGGCCUCCAAUUAUGUCAGCGACUGGUGGGAGGAGUAUAUUUACCUCAGAGGUCGAGGACCAAUCAUGGUCAACAGCAACUACUAUGCAAUGGACUUCCUCUAUGUGAUCCCCACUACACGUCAAGCUGCCCGUGCUGGUAAUUCCAUCCACGCCAUCAUGAUGUACAGAAGAAAACUGGACAGAGCGCAGAUCAAACCAUUAUACUUGCUGGAGAAGCGAGUGCCGCUGUGCUCGGCGCAGUGGGAGCGGAUGUUUAACACGUCCCGUAUUCCCGGGCUGGAGACAGACGUCCUUCAGCACAUGAACGAGAGCAAACACAUCGCCGUGUAUCACAAGGGACUCUUUUACAAAGUGUGGAUGUUUUAUGACGGACGGCUGCUGUUGCCUCGAGAAAUUGAGCAGCAGUUCGAAAGGAUCUUGGCCGACAAGUCUGAACCUCAGCCAGGAGAGGAGCUGCUGGCCGCGUUAACAGCGGGUGACAGAGUUCCCUGGGCCAAAGCCCGCUCACAGUUCUUCAGUCGAGGGAAGAACAAGCAGUCUCUGGAUGCCGUGGAGAAGGCGGCUUUCUUUGUUUCUCUGGAUGACACCGAACAGCGUUACGAUCCAGAGAAUCCAGUGCAGUCGCUGGACAGCUAUGGCAAAUCUCUGCUCCACGGAAAAUGCCAUGACAGGUGGUUUGACAAGUCUUUCAAUCUGAUUGUGUUCAAGAACGGCACUAUGGGAUUGAAUGCAGAGCACUCCUGGGCCGAUGCGCCCGUCGUUAGCCAUUUGUGGGAGCAUGUCUUGUCAUCAGAUCCAGUGAGACUGGGCUAUACUGAGGACGGACACUGCAAAGGAAACCCCCAUCCCAACCUGCUGGGACCCCAGAGACUGCAGUGGGACAUCCCAGAGGAGUGCCAGGCAGUGAUCAGCAGCUCUCUGAAAGUUGCCAAAGCUCUGGCGGACGACGUGGACAUGCACAUCAUCCCCUUUAACGACUUUGGCAAAGGCCUGAUCAAGAAAUGUAAGACGAGUCCCGACGGCUUCAUUCAGAUCGCCCUCCAGCUGGCGCACUUCAGGGAUAAAGGCAAGUUCUGCCUGACGUACGAAGCCUCCAUGACUCGUCUGUUCAGAGAGGGCCGCACUGAGACCGUGCGCUCCUGCACCACUCAGACCUGUGAUUUUGUCCGUGCCAUGAUGAAUGACAAAGCAACGAGAGAAGAGAAGUUGAAGCUGUUGAAGGUGGCGGCAGAAAAGCACCAGGAUUUAUACAGACUGGCCAUGACGGGAGAUGGCAUCGACCGCCAUCUUUUCUGCCUCUACCUGGUGUCAAAGUACCUCGGGGAAGAUUCGGCUUUUCUCAAAGAGGUGUUGUCCGAGCCCUGGAGAUUGUCCACCAGUCAGACUCCUCUCCAACAGCUCGACCUGUUUGAUUUAAAGAGGCAUCCAGAAUUUGUCACCAGCGGAGGUGGUUUUGGACCUGUUGCUGAUGAUGGUUAUGGUGUAUCAUAUAUUAUUCUUGGAGAAGAUCUCAUCAACUUCCACAUAUCCAGCAAACACUCCAGCCCAGAGACCGACUCUCACCGCUUUGGAAGUAACAUUAGAAAGGCAAUGCUUGAUAUCCUGGAUCUUUUCCAGCUUGACAACAAAGCUAACAACAAGUGAUCUUUCUCUUCUUGUUUUCUCAUUUCUCAAAAGGGAAAUCAUUUUAAAAUAUUUUAAACAGAGGGCUGAUCUUCCUUAGGCAUGUACAGAGUAAUUGUUGGUUUUAAUUACAAUUAAUAUUCAAAGAAUAGUCAUUUAAACAGGGCAGAGCAUGCUAUCUGGGCAUCUGAUAAAAUUGCAUUGUUGAGAGAAGAUAUUCUUUUUGGGUUGAUAAUUAUAUCACAUAUUGUAUGUCGCAGAGAUUUUUUUGUUUGUGCUGGGAUGUAUUCAUGCACUGUUGCCUUAAUCUCUGGAACAGAUGUGAAUAGGCUAGAAAUGUUCAGAAGAUCCUGGAAAACCUGUGGCCUUUUUGUGCUGCUGUACAUUCAGACUUUCGCUUUUUCUGCUUUUGUGUUCAAACAUUUUUUUUUUUUUCAGAUGAAUAUCUCAGACUCAGGUUUUCAACUUAAUAUAUUCACUUUAUUGUGACUUGAAUUGUUUUUGAAGUAAAACUGUGGCAGGUUACAGGGAAGCUAUACAGGGAGGACAAGCCAAAUAUUUCAAACAUAUAGGGCAAUGAUACAUAUUUUCUUUCACUUGUGUUUUUUUUGUUUGUUAUUUAAGCAAGGUCAAAGAAUUGCAGCAGUGUGAACAUUAUCAUAUAUAUGGUUAUUUUAAUGUAUUUAAUGACUCACUAACACUCAAACAACACUCCAAAUAAUGUAAUAAUUUAGCUGUAUGUUCAUAUUAGGACAUUCUGAGUGCACUAAGAAAAAAGCCAAAAAUAGAAGAAAUUGGGAUAUCAUUCCCAGGUAUAAGGUACAAAAAGAUUUAUUUCUGUAUAUGUUGUUUCUCAGUGACAGAAAAGUGCUAUUUAUUUAUCGGUUCCUCAUCAAACAUAUCUGAAAGUGUGCUUAUGGAUUUAAUGAAUAAUAAUUAUUCUUGAUUGUAAACAUGAAUGCAAAUGAAUACAAUUUAAAGGGAAAGUGUCACUUAACUUGAUGUGUUGUGCAAUGUAUCAAAUAUAUUUGUAUCAUUUUCCACAGUAGACCUCAUUUUUGCAGCACAGGUGUGAUAUAG
Molecule: messenger RNA, 3493 nt
Organism: Sinocyclocheilus anshuiensis
Lineage: Eukaryota; Metazoa; Chordata; Actinopteri; Cypriniformes; Cyprinidae
Product: carnitine O-palmitoyltransferase 1, liver isoform-like
Exons: 19
Coding region: 107-2434 (775 amino acids)
Biological process (GO): carnitine metabolic process; fatty acid metabolic process
Cellular component (GO): mitochondrion
Molecular function (GO): carnitine O-palmitoyltransferase activity
Source: RefSeq, a predicted model, not a curated record